AAUUAAACGGUUGUUUACGUCAGCGCUCAACUUGCUGCUUUUACACUUUUGCAGAUAACACGAAACAGACUAGACUAAUCGAUCUUUAAUUUCUUUGUGUUUAUUUCUAAAUUCUAAUUCAUUUGAAAAUAAAAAUAAAUCAAUUAUUUAAUGGAGAAUAAACCUAAAUAUCCAACUUACGUGGUCCUUGGAUCUGGUGGCCAUACCGCAGAGAUGUGUGAAAUUAUCAAAGCUCUCUUCGAUGAUCUUCCCCAAAAUCCAGAUUGUUACUUCGUCGUAGCCAAAACUGAUACAACAAGUCGCAGACAAAUCGAAGAAACCUUAGACACGAAAAUCAAGCCACAAUUUGUUGAAAUUCCAAGAAGUCGUCAAGUUAAUCAAAGCUAUUUUACAUCAAUCUUCACAACUCUAUGGGCAUUGCUUUAUUCUUUCUACAUUUUACAACGUGAUCAACCAAGAAUGGUGCUUUGUAACGGACCAGGAACAUGUGUUCCUAUUUGCUUGGUUGCAGCUUUAUAUCGUUUUCUUCAUAUCAUGCACAAGGAUACGAAAAUUGUCUUUGUUGAGAGUUUUUGUCGCGUGAAGACAUUAUCAUUGACUGGGAAGAUUCUACUUCCAAUUACGGAUACUUUUGUUGUUCAAUGGGAACCACUUGCUAGGAAUAGAAAAAAUAUUAAGUACUUUGGUCAACUUGUUUGACAUUAUAAUAGAACUUUUACCGCUAUUUUACAUACUAACCUAUAGAUUAUAAGAACAUUAAAAUACAUUUUGGAGAAAAUAACA
This is a messenger RNA of Eupeodes corollae, 783 nucleotides long. It is a transcript of the gene Alg14, whose product is annotated as UDP-N-acetylglucosamine transferase subunit ALG14 homolog. The transcript has a single exon. The coding region runs from base 151 to 699 and encodes 182 amino acids. Lineage: Eukaryota; Metazoa; Arthropoda; Insecta; Diptera; Syrphidae. The record is from RefSeq and is a predicted model, not a curated record. Gene Ontology annotation, cellular component: UDP-N-acetylglucosamine transferase complex. Gene Ontology annotation, biological process: dolichol-linked oligosaccharide biosynthetic process.